Molecule: messenger RNA, 2018 nt
Organism: Hippocampus comes (tiger tail seahorse)
Lineage: Eukaryota; Metazoa; Chordata; Actinopteri; Syngnathiformes; Syngnathidae
Product: zinc finger protein with KRAB and SCAN domains 8-like
Exons: 2
Coding region: 131-1264 (377 amino acids)
Biological process (GO): regulation of transcription by RNA polymerase II
Molecular function (GO): DNA-binding transcription factor activity, RNA polymerase II-specific; RNA polymerase II cis-regulatory region sequence-specific DNA binding
Source: RefSeq, a predicted model, not a curated record
UAAUUGUCACACAAUACACGAAGUAUUCCAACGUUACUGUGGCCAAAAGUAAACUAGACUGGAGCAGAAGGAAGAAACAAUUGGCGAUUGUCACGUGACCGAGCGUCUCAUCUUUUUGGGUUCUUUUUGGAUGGUGGAGAGCGAGCCAUUCUCCGCGAAGCACAGGACGAUGACCAAACUGCAGUUUUUGAACGUCUUCUUGACCGAGCGGCUCAUGCUUGCUGCGCAAGAGAUCUACAAGUCUGUGGAGGACACAAUUUUGGAGUACCAGGAGGAAAUAGCCAUCAGAGAGCGGGAGAACGACCAUCUGAGACGCAGGCUGCGAGAUGCUGGGAUUGAAAUAUGGCCAGACCGUCCAUCAAUGGCGUUGCUCGAAGAGGAGGAUGCUGAGCAUCCGCGACGCGAGUGGAGUCCUAGCAUGGGGCAUGAAGAGCGUAUUCCAAUCCAAGUCAAGGAUAAACGAGAUCUCCCGGCCAACCAAGGAGAGCUCCGUGGCCAUGGCUCUUGCAACGCUUCAGAAAACAUGUUCUCACCCGCGCAUGUCGCAAAUGAGUAUGUGCAGGAUGGCCCUCACACAUCUGCCUUGCCCCAGAGUCAAGGUAUGGAGAACAGAGAGCGGGAUCCUGACUCUCGGGGCUCCAUGAGGCACGUGAAGGCGGAGAGUGGAGGCUGCCACCGGGGCUCCGUUUCCUCCAAUAACAGCGGACAGCCCCUUGCGCCGGUCAACCCAAACUGCACCAAUGAGAACAACAUUGAUAUCAUAGGGGUGGAAAAUGGAGGGCAGAUGGUUGGCGCCAAAGGAAACGGACCUGUGGCAAACAGGGGACCAGCCUCUCACAUGCGCAACCAAGGAGCCAACGCAGUGGAGUGCCCACAUCAGAAAUCCCCCCUACAAGGCCACAUGUCAUCCUUCUCCUGCAAGGUUUGCGGUGAGGCGUUCAGUCACGUCGGCCACUUGCACGUGCACGUGCAGGUGCACACACGGGAGAAACCUUACCGCUGCGGCGUUUGCGGGAAGUGCUGCAGCUCCGCAGGCCGACUACAGGAGCACCAGCGCAGCCACACUGGGGAAAAACCCUUCCGCUGCCAGAUCUGUGGCAAGGGCUUUACCCAAAUGGCUCACCUCAAAGUGCACAUGAGGAUCCACACGGGGGAGAAGCCGUACAGCUGCCCCGUGUGCGGCAAGUGCUUCAGCCGCUCUGACAAAAUCAAAAGGCAUCUCCAGACACACACCCGAGAGGGGACCUAUUUUUCAGGACAAUGAUGUAAUGGUGCUGCUGAAUUUUUGAAUCAGAUUCAUGUGAUUUUUUUUCUUGUUAUUUUUUUACGAAAAUGAUUGCUGCCUGUUAGUAAGACCUUUGUACUGAUUUAAAACUUGGAAAUAUGUAAAUGUCUUUUAAAAAAAAAAAAAACUUCUUCAUUCCAUGUUCCCUUUUAAAAAAAAAUCAGGUUCCUACAUUUGACAUUUACGUUACAUUAUGUCAUAUUAAUAGUACCAGACUUUGAUUUAAUGCCUCAACCUUUAAAUACUCACGUCCGAUCACUGUGUAAAUUGUGGGUCGCGAUCCACUUCUCUGUAGUAAAACAUAUUCGCCACUUGGGGGCGCUCUUAUUUCAAUGAAGGAUCAGAUCAACUUCAUCAACGGUCAUCUUUUGUUCUUGUUUGACAGUUGAAUUAGAACAAUAUCCAAGUUGUGACAUCUGCUCCCUGGCUAACCAAAUUAGUUUGUACCUUUUCUACAGUGACAGUUACAAAUGUAAAAGCCCGAAUGAGCUCCAGUUCAUUCCAUUUGACAAGAAGUGGAGGGUUAGCGUGUUGCUUGUGCUGCUGCACUUUCAACACGUCGAAUCGUUUUUAGCCUGCAGUGAGAUGCCUCAUCCGGUCACUUGUCAAAGCCAAGGCAGGAAACGAAUCCAGGAAUUUCAGUGACAAGAGGCCCCUAGACUCUCAGUUUUGUGGGUGAUUUGAAUUCCAGUAUUUAUUUGCUGCCAAUAAAGAGAAAUGUCAUCUUUUUCAA